Molecule: messenger RNA, 8213 nt
Organism: Cheilinus undulatus (humphead wrasse)
Lineage: Eukaryota; Metazoa; Chordata; Actinopteri; Labriformes; Labridae
Gene: ppm1bb
Product: protein phosphatase, Mg2+/Mn2+ dependent, 1Bb
Exons: 6
Coding region: 393-1850 (485 amino acids)
Biological process (GO): protein dephosphorylation; positive regulation of canonical Wnt signaling pathway; positive regulation of canonical NF-kappaB signal transduction
Cellular component (GO): nucleus; cytosol
Molecular function (GO): magnesium ion binding; protein serine/threonine phosphatase activity; manganese ion binding
Source: RefSeq, a predicted model, not a curated record
CAGCACCCAAAGUCGAAGGAUAGCUCUGGCCUUUCAAUUGAAGAAAGUGCUAGAUUUGUCACCGUUGUAUAAUAUAACCAAUUCUCAGUUACCAUAUUUGUUUUGGAACGGUCGGAAUUGUCUUCAUUUAAUGUGAGAGACAGAACUGGCGUCAAACAUGCGUAAAAAUCAACGCUGUCCAAGCAGGGAACCACCGAGAAAGGAAUUAUCGCCGCUCUUCUGAGGCCAAUUGCGAUUAUUUUUGUCAAAUAAGGAAACAUAACACGGCUAACUGGCUAACGUUAGCUCCGUAGAUAGCUAGGUUGCCGACAUAUCUUCACACGAAAGCAGUAUCCAGCAGAUAAUCAAGAUUGGAACUCUAUUCGCAGCAGCAGGAGAACCUGUAGGCAGCAAUGGGUGCAUUCCUGGACAAGCCGAAGACAGAGAAGCAUAGUGCUCAUGGGGAAGGCAAUGGACUGCGCUAUGGCCUCAGCUCCAUGCAGGGCUGGCGGGUGGAGAUGGAGGAUGCCCACACAGCUGUGGUGGGCCUCCCCCAUGGACUCACCGACUGGUCCUUCUUUGCUGUCUAUGACGGCCAUGCAGGCUCCAGGGUGGCCAACUACUGCUCUGGCCACUUGCUGGAACACAUCUUAUCAGGAGGAGCCGACUUCACUUCAGGACCCUCAGUGGAGGGCGUGAAGGACGGCAUCCGCUCGGGUUUCCUGAACAUUGACGAGUACAUGCGCAGCUUCGCCGACCUGCGGCAAGGCCUGGACCGCAGCGGAUCGACAGCCGUGUGUGUGUUGCUCAGCCCGACUCACCUCUACUUCAUUAACUGCGGCGACUCGAGGGCCGUCCUGAGUCGAGACGGCAAGGUAGGCUUCUCCACGCAGGACCACAAGCCCUGCAACCCUCGUGAAAAGGAGCGCAUCCAGAACGCUGGCGGCUCAGUGAUGAUCCAGAGGGUAAAUGGCUCCCUGGCUGUGUCUCGGGCCUUGGGGGACUACGACUAUAAAUGUGUGGAUGGUAAGGGCCCCACGGAGCAGCUGGUGAGCCCUGAGCCUGAGGUUUGUGUGUUGGAGCGGGCGAACGAAGGAGACGAGUUUGUGGUGCUGGCAUGCGAUGGAAUCUGGGACGUCAUGUCCAACGAUGAGCUGUGUGAGUUUGUACGCUCACGACUCCAGGUGUGUGAUGACCUAGAGAAGGUGUGUAACUCAGUGGUGGACACCUGUCUGCAUAAGGGGAGCAGGGACAAUAUGAGCGUGGUGUUGGUGUGUUUACCUGGAGCUCCCAAGAUCUCAGAGGACGCCGUGAAGAAAGAGGAGGAAUUGGAUAAAUACCUGGAGAGCCGUGUCGAGGAGCUACUGGGAAACUGUGGGGAGGCGGGAGUCCCUGACCUGGUGUCUGUUCUGAGGAGCAUCGCCACAGAGAACAUCCCCAACCUUCCACCUGGAGGCGGCCUGGCCAGCAAACGGAGUGUGAUCGAGGCCAUGUACAACAAGCUGAAUCCUCACAGAGAAGAGGAAGGGGCCUGCGCGGGGGGAGAGAAGGAGGAGAGUGAGGAGGGAGGUGGCAGCACGGCAGCUCAUCUGCUGGAGGCUCUGCGGCAGUUCCGGCUGCACCACCGGGGGCAGUACCGCACAGUGCUGGAGGAGUCCCUGGCUGCCUUCCACCUGCCCGGGGAGGAGAGCAUUACCGAGGGAGCCGGGGAGGGCAGGAGGACCUCAGAGGACGACAACGGGAACGACAACAGCCAGGAGCAGCCCGCCUCCCCUCCCUCUCCCCCCUCGCCCCCGCCCUCACCUGCCAAUGCAGAGCCAGAGAGCAGCCAAGAUGCGCCCGUCCCCGAGUGUGAUCCCCCCUCUAAAUGAGCAUCUCUCAGCUCCAGUCAGAUGUGCUUUGAACCUCACCUCCUUUUUCCUUCAUCACAGAACUUGAAUGGAAAAAUCCACUCUGGGCUCUAUCACAAGUCUCCUUUUUUCCAUUCAUAAAUAUUUCACUAAUACAGUGGAAAUAAAAAUGCCCCCUCUGUCCAUUCAAGCUCUGUUCUGAAGCUUUAUAUAUCUCUUCCACCUAAAAAGGGCUUUCUUUUUCCUUUUUCCUGUCUGUGGCCCCCUUCCCACUGAUCACCUUGGCUUGGAUUCCCAAACUUGCCAGCCACUUUUACGACGUAUCUCACAGACUGAUGUUUACAACCGAAGCUAAUAAGUCAUUAUAUCAUGCAGAAGUGGCUGGUGAAGCAGAAAAUGAACCUUGCACUCCAUGGCCUACAUUUCCCAGUAUUGGCUUCUGGCUGACCCCCCCUUUCCCCUCCCUGCACCCCCCACACCUGCUUACAGCAAACGAACUGUCAAAGAAAAGGAGAGAAGACCCUCUGAACUGCAGCUGUGUUCAGACAAACCCUGUCUACAGACUCAGAAAGCACUCUUUUGCGUAUUUGUGUGUAUCUGUGUGUGAGUGUGUGUGUUUGAGUGGCCAAGAAAGACACAGAUCAUCACUGCUGAAUUGUUUUGUAGUGGGAGGAUUUCUCUGAAUGUUAGUCCAUUAGAAGCAUAUUCAACUAGGUUUGGUUAAUCAAAGCCAUCUGGAACCACAUUGGGGGGGGGGGGGUGUUAAGAUGGUUUAGUGGGUGUAUGUUUGUAGUUUGAGCUUCUUUUACUUAAAACCAUUCCAUCACCACAUAAACAUAAACCAUAUCACCACAUUUGAAGAUGCUGCCUCACAGUUCUGCACAACAACAUGGUAGUUUGUCCCUGGUUGUUGCUUUCUGGAUGAAUGUAAAUGUGUCAAAAGGGCAAAACAUAGUCAACAUUUUUAGAUGAUACAAAAAAUAUUUUGAGUAAAAAAUGCAGAUGGCUUUACAAAAAAUAAAUCAAAGUAGUUUGUCUUGAAGACAGAGCAAGUCAUUUUUGGAUAUUCAGUAUCACUCUAUCUUAUUUGAUGUGGUUCAACUUUUAUUUCAGCCUAUCUCGUGUCAGUGUUAGCUGUUGCCUUCGAUUAGCAGCUCACAUCACAGUUACUGUUGACAAAGUCUUUUCACUGUCCAGGUGGUGGAAGAUACAAGAAGGCUACGUUCACACAGGCCAGAAUACUCAAUUUUGAUCUUUUCUCAGAUCUGAUUUUUUUUGUUUGGCUGUUCACACUGCAGUCAAAUUCCAAAGUAUCAGAUACGUAUCUGAUUUAGACCGACCUAUGAAAAUGGCCUGAAUCUGAUUUGAAAAGAUCAUGUUCAGUGUGACUUGAGCUGUUCAUACUGUCAGAUAAAAAGCAAAAAAAACAAAACAAAACAAAACAAACAAACAAAAAAAACAGAUUUGGGUCCAUUUUAAAGGGAUAUUUCAGAAUUUUUUAGGUUGGGUUGAAUAAGGUACCUGCCACUAGUAGUAGCACAGGAAACACUUGGAGAAGCUAGGCUAUACAGCUUAGCAGAUUGGUACAGUUUCACCACAAGUGUUUUAUUAUUCACCCAAAAAGCCUCUGUGUUUGGCAAAUCUAGCUGUUCAGAUAUGCUGAAGCGGAGGAGCACAUAGCUGAUAGCGCAAGCUUACAUAGCAAAAGUAUUGUCAAACACAGAGGCUGGGCUAAAAAUAAAAUACUCAAAAAAUUCUCAAUAUAGCGUACAAUUGAGCCAACUUGAUACCUGGCCAAUUGUUUACCUUAAAUUUGUUAAAUUACAUGGUGAAACUAUACCAUCUGCUACACUAUUUAGCCUAGCUUCCUCUAGUGAGAUCUGUGUGACCUUAAGGGACAAUACUCUCUAAAAUCACUGGAGAAUAAUGCUACUACUAAGUACCUCAGACAACCCAACUUUAAAAAAAAAACAAAGAAAUAUUCCUUUAACUGCAGUGUGACUGAGCUGAAGGAGCAAUCAAUCACCGACCUAAAUGACUUGGGCUGAUGUGAAAAUUCACACAAAAUCAAACCUGUUCGAAAAAUUAGGAUGAAAAACUAACUUGGUGUGUAAAGGCGUUCUGCUGCCACUCUUGAAGAUUUUCCUCUUGUAAACAAAAACAAGCAGUCUGAAAAACCCUUCUGUGAAAGCACUGCCCCUUUGUGUUGCUUGUAAAAGACAUUUACCUUGUGUUAUGGAAAAAAAACCUUUGCUUUAUAGGGAACCCUUAUUUUAAGACACAUUGUCCUAAUUAAAUUAACAUUCCUGUCUUUUGUAUAUUUUUUGUACAAGGAAGACAAAUUUGCACAUUUUGAAAAACAAUUGCAAAACAAGUGAACAUAUAGGCUGAAAGUUUUGUGCAAUGCACUCUGGGUAGAGAUGCCAAAUGGUUGCAUUGUUCUUCCUGCAUCUUUCUGAUAGUUUUCCCUUGAUCUACAUUAUAUUAACUUCCUCUUUUUUGUCCUCUUCAAUAAAACCAGGAUGAAAUGAAACAUUUUUAAUGAUGCCACUCCAUAGGAAGAAUAGAGCAGCAGAUUGACAUCACUACCCAGAAUGCACUGCUUCACAAUGACAGCUUACAUGUAUUUUUUUUGUUUCAGUUUUUUCAAAAUGUAGAAAUCUAGUGUUUCUUUGUACAAUGAUCAUUUAAAGCAUUGGAUCUCAACUGGUGGGUUGAAACUCAGAGAUGGGUCACAGUAUGUGCCUGGAAAAAGUUUGCGAAAAAAUUUAUUAUUUGCUUUUAAAUUUGAAGGACACGUCUCCAUCUCUUAGUCCCAUUUCAUCUUUUGUUCCAUCUCAAGUCCAAACUGCUUGUAAUUAAAAACAUUUGGUUACGAUUGCAGAAUGUAAGAAAUUUGGUUGUGGUUUACCCUUAAGGCGGUUGGUCCUGACAUUGACCAGUUGAGAACCAGUGAUAAAAAGGACAUUAAUGAUUAUGUAAUAAGGUAAACAUGUCAAUACGUUUAUAUUUUCAUGGGUUUUAAACCUAUCUGAAGACAUGCUAGCAUGUCAACAGUAUCUGAUUUGAGCUGAGUGCAUCAUUCAUGGUAAAUGCUGCUGUUAGCAUUAUACUCAUAUAACAGCUGAGGUUAAGGGUAGCUAAAGUACAACAGAUAAAAGUUGAGCUGAGUCAGUUGGUGGGGUUAAAGAUGUAAGAAAGCCUCUGAGAUAUAAUCAGCAUUGUUCUGUUAACUCAGCCUUUCUUUGGAGACACCUUAAAAAUAUUACACCCACACAAUCAUGUGAGCAAUCACUGCUGCUAAUUCAUAUGCUAACAGUGAAAACAAAAUACUUCCAUGCCAUAUUAGCUUACUGAUAUACUAGUUUAUUAUAUUAACAUGCUGGCAGGCUAUCUCACCACUUACCAGUAAAUAUUAGACGGCUCAAGCUUACAGGCGUUUACAAUAGCGCUGGAAAAGUGGCCUCAUGAUGAAACUAGUGAGGGGAUUAGGCUCUCAAAUGUUUCUACAGCACAUCAAUCUAUCAUAUUCUUACAAUUUUGAACUCAGAAUUGCAACAUAUGAGAUUAACUGUGGCAAGACUUGUCAAAAAAAGCCUAAGUAAUGCAUAUUUUUCUUCUCUGGGGGGCAGGUAGAUGAAGGAUGUUGUAUAAUGCCCGACACCCAGCAACUCUGCAUGCACUGCACUUAUCUCUUCAAUAAAGGAACUAAGAUAUCAGCGGGGAGGUUAUGCUAAACACUGUGUGUAUGUAUGUGCGUUUGUGUAUGUAUGAAGUGUAUUUGUAUGUGAUUACGUGGGUCGGAUCAGUCCCAUGCAGUAAAAAUGACAAAUGAAUAAAAUAAAAAAUGAUUUGAGGUAUAAUGCUAUGAUUUGUCUGAUGUGUAUGAGUAUCCCUUUGUGUCUCUUAUCUGACUGUACAGAGAUGUUUCCUGUCCUCUUGUCAUGUUUUUUUUUUAAUCUAAGUGAGUGUCGAUCCCUGACGUAGCCCAGGGAAAUGUGUUUGCAAUAGAUGGAGGGAAAUCCCCAAAACUUUUAGCGCUUCGUAGUGACCAUUUCUGUUAAGUUUUAGGGAACAGAAAUUAGACCCUCUUCCUUGUCUCAUCAGCAUCUAGCUUAAGCCUUGUCUUGUGGUUUUAUUUUAGCUGCUUAAAGAAAUUUUAAUCCUUAGUAUCCUUUAAAACGGGGUUUUCAAAGUGUUGGAGAGAACAUAAUAACUGCUAUGGCCUAUUUAAGAAAUUUAACUCCUGCUUAAACAUUAUAAACAAAGCUGUUCGGACGCUAUGCACAUCAUUAUUUUUAUAUCACUGUCAAAAUCAUCGACAGUUAACUAGCGGCCAUUACCUCCGUUUUAUUUUGCUCGCCUCUGUUUUUGUGGGAACAGUAGGUCUGCGUCCAAGACGCACAUGCAGUUAACAUUAAAUAUGGAGGUUUAAUGGAGAAGAAAGGGAUCUCACAAUCACUGCCCAGUACCUGUUGCUCACAUCAGAGGCUCUUCUGAGGUGUACUCUAAGAUAAUGUUGUCAGACAGUAAGAUCAUAUUCAGUUCUUUCCCCAACACAUAGGUAUAGGGUGAAGUAAUAUCAGAUUUUUGCUGUCUUCACAAGCGGUUCACUGAUAUGUUUUUUUUUCAGGACCUAUACCGAUUAUUAGCAGCUCAUGAGACUGAUAGCCAAUGUUUGGAACUGAUAUUCAUUUGUUAUUAAGUACAAAAUGUAUUUAAUCUUGCAAAAGUGAAAUUGCAUAAUCAAAAAAAUGAAGGAAAAUUAGCAAUCUAGUCUCACGACAUCUAGCCAAUCAGAUUGUACACAGGACAUUUGUUGAGACUUUGGAGAGUGAAACUAAAGCUAGAGAGGAAGACAAACUUGUCAGUGGGACCAAAGUAAUAUACUUUUUUGUUUGAUUUACUUAAUUAUCUGUAAAAUAAAAUGCACAUGCAGAUCCAAAUGCUACAUACUGUCCUCAAUAAUCGGUUAAGCCAAUAAUUGGUCUUCCCCUAGUCUUCAUUAUGUACAACUCCACCCGAUAUGUUGCUUCAGUUGUCUUUGUAUUAACAGAGCUCAAUAUCUCAGUGAUUUUUCUGUAACCUCUAGCUUCCUGUCAAAAUACUUGUGUGACUCAGUCCCUAAACUUGGCUGCUUUGUCUCACCAUGACCCAGAGCCUCAUGCUGUCAUUAGUGAGCACCUCUUUGUAAAUUACACACCAUGGCACAGAGCAUCAUUAUCAGAAGUCACACAUGAAAAUCCACAUUUUUAGAUAGUUGUGGUCAUACUUGCUCUUUUUUUCUGCUUAUUAGGAAUGUGACAGUAUCAAAAUCUCAGGGUAAUACCUCUGUAACAAGUCCAUGGUAUGGUUUUAUCAGAAAACCUUAAAACAACAACUUAAGACUGGAAAAAAGUGACAUCAGCAUAGGUGUAAUUUGAAUAUUACAAUAUGGCAAAAAGUGCGGUAGGCUUAAAAUAUAUACUUAAACUUUGGCUCCAUCCUGUUUACUAACCUAAAAUCUUUGUUUUCCCCCACUGAAAACAGCUCUAGGUCUUUCCUGAUAUUGACACCAGGAAACUAAAGUCCUCCAGACCCAUCAGAGUUAAAAGCUUCAGGAGCCUCUACAGUCUCUAAAACUUGGUCACUUGGUUUUUCCUUGCCACUCGUAGGAGCCACCAUUUUCAGGCUGUUAGAUUAAGCCAGCGAAUGGAGUGCAAAGGAUGAUGGGCAUACAGUGGCUGAUGGGAACUGAAGUUCCUGCUGUCCUUCUUUCUGCUUCUCUAUAAAACUACACUUUUUACCCUUGAGCCUCAAACCUUGAUUGAGGUUCUUGAACCUCAGACAAGUCCACUUUCCCCCUUGAGGAAGAUUUGUAUAACCAUGAUAUGAAAGAAUGAGAAUGUACACAUACAAUCCCUCUGUGGUAACUCAUAAAAUCUCUCAGUUUUGCCUCAUUUAUUACUUUAGUUUACUAAGCAAGUCACUUUCUUUCAGGUUGUUAUUUUGUCAUGGCUCCCCUGAGGUUCUCUCCUCACACUUUGAAAACCACUGCUUUAAAACAUUAGCACCCUGGUGGUUUUAGACCUCCAAAAUAAGCACCUGCCAUGUUGUUGGAGUGAAGGGGAGCUGCUUCUCUAGGCUAUAGGGACUUUUUUCUCUCCAUUUCUCCACUGUUUUUCAGUCUGACAGUUGGCCUCGUGAUUCUCCGCAAGGUGAGUCAUCGAAGGUCUGGGUUCUGGUUGUGUUAACGUGCAGCCUUAACAGCCUGAAUCUCAUUGUGUUUUACCUUUAUCCCUAUUGGGUAGAUGAAAGAGACAAGAAAGUUUUAAUUAUUUUAAAAUGCAUUGGGAUCAGUAAUUAAACUAAUCCUAACACACCUCUCUAUUUCUCCCUCCUCUU